AAACUGGGCUGCCAAUCACUCAGCUCGUGUGUUAGAGAGAGUAUUCAGCCAAAAGGCCAGGUGAUGACUUCAAGACAGUCUGUCGACUUGAAAAAAGUGAUAAAUCAGCGAGCACAACUCUUUUAUCAUGAUGUUCAUAGAUCCGAUAUCAAAAAACCGGUAAAAUGGAUUCAAGAGCUGAAAGUCAUGGAAAUUGAACGGAUUGAUGCUACUUAUGUACUUGUCACCACCAAUGAAACGAAGGUCGAGCAAAUAUCUUCUUGUAUAGUAGAGGAUGCACGGAAUAAGUCUUGGACUUUAUAUGUUACACCUGGUGAACCUGAUUAUCUAGAUAUUGCUUCACACUUGGGACAAAAUAUAUUUAAGAAAUCAAAAUGGAAAGAUAUCUCACAUUUGGCCAUGCUUUUGACAACUCCGUUGUUAAGUUUGAAGCGUAAAGGGUAUCCCGUUGAUCGUAUACUGGCAAGUUACAAAAUACCAGUUCGCGUUGCUGAUAAAUCCUCACCGCCGAAAUCCUCACCGCGAUUAGUAGAAAAAACUAGUUCCUCGACUUCGCCUGUGGAAAUUGAAAAACUCGUUAAACAACUGCAAGACACGUACCCAGAUUGUGAUCCGGCUUUCAUUCGUCAACUUCUCGCCAAAGAAAAAUUUGAUUUGAAUAAGGUAGCUAACAAUUUAGCAGAUACCAAUUAUCCAAAAAUUUCGAAAACUCCUCUUCAUGGUUCUAACAAUAACGAUGGUGAUGAUGGGUCAAAGAAUAAUGUAUGGAAUUUAUUUGAAAAGAUGAAAUCUAUUUCAAACUAUGUUACCUCACCGAACGGUGUUAGCGGUCAGGUUCCUGUUCAACCUCAGCAGGUGGUUGAGUCAAAAUCUUCGGUCGGUGAAUUACCGCCCAUUACCAAACCAAUUGAAGUUAAUCCUAAGACCACCAAAAAUCUGCACAAUGCGCUUCGUGAAGCGGUCAAAUCAAGCCGUUCGAAUUCGGGAAGUGUCAUUGAUAGUCAGGCAACGGUGAAUGUUGUUACUGAAAGUCAGACAAGCUAUUGUGACGUUUUGCCAGGUCAUUCUCUUAUCUGCAUUGGCAUAAACAACGGAAUUGAGCUAUAUAUCGCUAAAGGCUUAGAUCCAUCUGAAAUUAAUAGCGGGGCGAGAUCCAAGUCCUUAACUCGAUUUGUUAAUAUUCUCAGGGAUCUUUGUGAGGUGUUUGAACUUCAACCGAAGGCAGUUCAUAUCUUCUAUGAUAACAACUCAAAUUCAAUUGCUUUCAACCGGGGAAGAGCUUUAUUCUUCAACUUUAGGUUUUACCUUGGGUUACACAACGAUGAGGAUAGCGACGUUACAUCCAGCGAAACUUUCACCUAUUGGUACAUGACGUUUUGUCACGAGCUAGCGCAUAAUUUUAUCGCACCACAUAAUUCGGAACACGAAUACUACUUUUCUUCCUUCGCCGAGUCUUAUAUGUCAAGUUUUCUAAUUAAAAUGAAAAAACUUGGGAUUAUUUAA
Acaulospora morrowiae is the source of this 1503-nucleotide messenger RNA. The record is from the annotation of a GenBank genome assembly. NCBI's taxonomy places the organism in Eukaryota, Fungi, Glomeromycota, Glomeromycetes, Diversisporales, Acaulosporaceae.